Molecule: messenger RNA, 6700 nt
Organism: Acanthochromis polyacanthus (spiny chromis)
Lineage: Eukaryota; Metazoa; Chordata; Actinopteri; Pomacentridae
Gene: ticrr
Product: TopBP1-interacting, checkpoint, and replication regulator
Exons: 21
Coding region: 444-6143 (1899 amino acids)
Biological process (GO): DNA replication; mitotic DNA replication checkpoint signaling; mitotic G2 DNA damage checkpoint signaling
Cellular component (GO): nucleus
Molecular function (GO): chromatin binding
Source: RefSeq, a predicted model, not a curated record
CAAGGAGCGCGAACAGUUGACAGACUGCUAGAAGAAAAUGGCGAAUGUUGACUUACGGUGUGCGAGUAACUUUAAAUUGACACUUUAAGCAUUCUUAAAAAUGCCGUAAUAAGUUCGAACUAGCUUCUUUUAUGCCAUUGAUGUUGGGUUAUGCCACACAAAGUUGAGCGAUAGCCUAAUGUCGCGUUAGCUCAUGCUAAUUUGUAACAUACGUUAGCUUUACAAUAGUUAGCCAUCAGGAUGGAAACAUGAAGUUAGCUACCGUCAAUUGUAAAUGGCGUCUAUGUGCCCACACACAGUGAACAACAAGCUGGAUCAAGUUUAGUAACCUCGUGACAACGGGCUGGAAUACAUUUGAUCAAGACUGGCGUGUUUACGUGGCAUGUGGUUGAGUAAGGGCUUUGAAGCCACUCACUUUCUUUGGAGUUUUUGCAAUUACCGGCAUGGCUGUACACAACUUAGUUUUUGUUAUCGAUGUGGAUUGUGGAGAUCACGGCUCAGACAGUCAGCUGGAUGUCAGGAACCACUUCGUGAAACGGGGAAUUUUACACAUUCUGUUGCAUUUCGGCUACAAAUUUGGAUUCGAGAAAGUACGGUGGGGUUAUACAUUUUUUGAAUCUAAGACUGGUCGCAAUGCUAGCCUCGUAUCGAAGGUAUCAGACUUCAAGGAGCUUCGGCACAAAACAUUUGAGGACUUUGAGCAAGAGUUUGAAGCGAAGUUUGACGUUAAGGAUAAAAGGUGCUCUUUUCAACAGAAGCAACAAUCCAGUCCCUGUGCUUCAGUGCAAAAUGCGCUUAAAGAAACCCUGUUGGACUUUCAGUGGGACAGGCCGGACAUCACUUCUCCCACUAAACUGUCCCUGCGGCCUAGGAAGGCUGGUCGUGCUGGAAGGCCCAGUGUCUCACAUGAAGAUGACAUUUCAAGCAAUGGGAGGAAUGUGGUGUUCGUUGUCUCACAGUGUCCACUUUCUAAGACACAACUUGUGGACUAUCUGUCCUUUGGAGACAAUGUCCUGCCAGCAGAUGUGACAGGGUACAUUAUAUCCAAGGGACUUUGUGAUAUGCUGCUUCAGCGACAAGUUGUCCUCCACUGGAUUGACAGUAGAUCACAUAUCCAGGUUAUGAAGUGUGAGGACCAUUUCGGCUCUGACAAGCUGUCUGAGGCUCUAGCUCAGGUGGGUGGCAGAGUGAUCCCUGUGGUUGCACUGUUGAACCUCUGCUGCAACCGCAAGCCUGACUCAGGAUUGAUGAGAGAGGCCUUUGCAUUCGAGUCCAGCAUUGGAUACCUGCUGUCUUAUGAGAGGCUCUACCGUCGGGCUUUUCCUCUCAAAGCUGGAGUUCUACGAUGGGAGCAAGGGGAUGUGACUCAGACAUGUGGUAUCAUGGUGGAGCCAGUGUCCCGCAGACAGAAGCUUCUUCCAGAGCCUGUUGAAGUGUGUCUGAAAGGAGUGCUGCAGGACUGGGAUGCUUCAUCGCUGACGCAGACCUCCACAGAGUCAUGGGUGCUUCAGUGCACUAGCAGCACUGAUCAGGCGGCUGCUGCCCUCCAGCAUCUCUUUUUGGAACUGUCUGCUUAUGCUCUACACAUGGUUGCUGAGGUAAAUGUCAAUGGACUGAUGUGUCCGGCUGUCGUCUCCCCGUCGUCUCAUUCUACAGCUCUGCUGACCAUUUUUCAGCCUCUAAUCACUCAGCCGCACCAGAUCCUGACCACUGAAAACAUUGCCUUCACCACAACUGAAACUUCUGCAGAUCUGCCAGAUGUAGUGAGCAGCGUUCUGGGAGUGGUGUAUGACAUCAUGAAGGAGGAUGCUGACGGCGCCAAUGACACGGUAGAGGAUUGUCCCGUUCCGGAGUGGGCUCUGCAGGAAAUCAGCCAAAGCCAACUAACAAGUAGCACGUUUGGGAGAUGGUUCCCCCAGUCAGACCAGUCAGGAGUGACCUCUCAUUUAAUGGAGUCAAUGGGGUUGCUGUAUGCUGUGCCAGAGCAAAGAGAAGAGGAGGAGGUAUCUGUCCUGCAGCAGGAACUUAUCAGUGGUCUGGCUGGACUGUACCAAACUUCACAGGACUCAGACAACAAGAGGGACAAGAAACGUGGCGCCCAGCGUACACCAGUGAAACAGAAGAUGAAGACCAUGAGUCGCUCCUUGCAGAUGCUGAAUGUGGCACGCCUGAAUGUCAAAGCCCAAAAGACCCAGGCAGAAGCUGAGCAGCUGGGGACUGAGGGAAGGGGGCCAGACAGACUAGCGAAGAGACGAUCAAGUGACAGAAACAAAUCUGGAGGAGCAAGCACUAUUAGUUUCACUAGUGACACAGAGCUGCUGUCCCAUCUGAAGUCCAAUUAUGAAAAGACUGUGGCAGAGAGAGACUUACCUCUCCUGACAAGUGUUCAGCAACUUUUGUUUGCUGUGAAAACCUUUCUUGCAGCAGAAUCAGACUGGGAGGUAAAGGCCUCCUUGUUUGUUCAACAGCAUCUCCUCAAGACUAGCAAAUCAGUCAGACAGCUUUAUGGAAUGUCUGCUGAUGUUGAUAGCAAAGUUAGAGAAUGCCAGCUGCAGGUGGUGUUGAGAUUGGAGCUGUGCAAACUUUUCUCUUCGGAACAAACUGACUCACUCGAUGUUGAUCAGAUGGCAGAGGAGAUGGCUGAAAUGCUAAGGAUAAUCUCCUUAACAAAAGAUCCAAUUUGCCUUGCAAGGUUCCUCCAAGAUGAAGUUCUUCCAGGGUUCCUGACUGCCGUCCCCAGAGUGCUUGCAGACGUCUACCACAGUCUUGGCACCCAGCUCCCUGAGGCCUUAGUGGCUGCUCUGCCCGAUGACUUCUUCAGCGACGAGUCAGUUGUGAAGGACAGCAUUUCACCCUCAGCCUCUUCACCUCCCACUUCCACACUCAGCCUGGUUUCAGAUGGCAAAGAUUGCCUGCAUGACCUGCGAAAUCGCUCAGCCAACAAGAGAAGGAAUGGAAUGCUGACUCGUCAUCGCAGUAUGAGUGAAGCGUCACAGAGUCUUCGUCAGAUUGAAAUGCCCAGAAAGUCUACAAGAGCUUCCAAAUCAAAACUCUUUGUUGCUCUGGAGAAUCCUGCUGCAGAACCACAACCUCAAAAACAAGAAACACAAGAAGUGACGAAGGUGAGAAGAAACCUGUUCAACCAACAGACUGUUUCCCCUACAAAGAAAGCCAAGUUGCCAAGGAGCCAGUCUGUGUCUGCUGUGGAAGGACUGAAACGCAAGCGAUCUCAUGAAUCUGAAGUGAAGCACAAGCUUCUUACAAAGAAAGUGUGUGAGACUCCUGCGCACAAGCAAGUGUCCAGUCGACUCCUACAUCGGCAGAAAAUGGGAAGGAGAUCUACCGUGGCUGAGGAGUGUAUUGUGGAAGAAUCACCAGUAAAACCUGCAGACGACCUAAGAAGGAGUCCAAGGAUAAAGAAGUUUGCUAGAAGACACUCGAGCAUCUUCUACUCAAGUUCUCAACCUCGCUCACGCAACCUGGACAGAGCUCUGUCUGUUUCUCAACUUCCUCUCAGUGGUGGAAAAAUCAGUGGGGUUAGUGUAAAAAGAGUUCAGUCUCCUAUGCGGCUUCUUUUCGGGGCUGCUGAUUCACCCAGACGUCAUUGUGACCAGUCUGGUACAGCCAGGGCCACCAGGUCACGGCUGUCUACAGACUCUAGUGUUUUUGAGAGCCCAAACAAAACGCCAGCAAAGUCACCCAGCAGACAAGGAAGGACUAUGAGCAUGACUCCCAAGACUCCCAGGACCCCUCAAACCCCAAGAACUUUCAAAACCACGCCCUCAUCCAGGAUGUGUGUGUCCUCUGUUGCAGAGAGUCCUGUAGCAGGCAGCUCUAGGUCACUUGGUAUGGCUCUGAGGGGCAGUCCCUUCAGAUCUCCAGCCAGAAAAACUCUUGUUGUAAAAACACCUACUAAGCAAAGCCCCAUGAGUAGUCCUCUGAAGAGUAUUCUCAGGACCCCGGUCAAGGCUUUGGUUGAAUACAGCUCCUCUGCUGGAAUACAUCUGCUCAGCAGUCCAAUUUCCAGGACUCCCAAGAAGAGCGUCACAUGGUCUCCCUCUCCUCAAAAAUGUAGAAUGGUGGAGAGCAGUGCUACCUUUAAAGUACCAGAAUCCCCUUCUAUGGCAUCAUGCAGUUCUCUGAGAACACCCAACAAGUUCAGGAGUCCUGUCAAAAACACAAACACUAAAAGAGACAUUUUCAAGACCACAGAAAAGACUUGUCAUGUAAGUCUCAGGAGGAUAUCUGAACAUGAAGAUAAUGUCAUCUUGACUCCAGAAGACAAUCGAAGGGCUUCUAAAAACAGUCACAAUGAGAUUAACACACCUGAAAGAGGUGACACUGUAAAUCUUCUGGAAAUGCCUCUUCCACAAUCCACACCACCUACAGCCAAUCACCUCUCACCUUACCCAAGCACUAAAACUCAAAAUAUGACCCCUAGUCCUACUCAUCAAAUGAUUACUCGCUCUGGACAAACUCCAGGGAAAAAUGCAAACACUGCAUCCCCAUGUGAGACAGUAUUUACGUCACAAGGAGGUGAUACUCUUACAGAAGGGUCAGAUGCCUCCAUAAGAUCACCAGCAAAGUUCCUUGUAAGAAAAAGAUCUGGUCAAGGGGGUAGAGCCACAAGAAGGAACUUAAGAUCCCAGUCUAAUGAGGAUAUUCCUUCUAAUUUGGACACAGAAUCUGCUGAGAACUGUGACCUUGUGAAAAAUAAUAUGCAGUCAGAUAAAAAAGAAGAGAUGCAAGCUGAAACCUCUCAGUCCUCUGAAACAGACUCCAGCUCCCAUACAGAUUCACAGCAGUUUGAUUCUUCUCAUGGGAAGUCUACCACUACUACCACCACAGAUGAGGACAGUAUAGACAUUGUUGAUGCAGCAGUUGUGAAGACGCAGUUUAGUGGAGGUCUCAAGAUGAACAUAAGCUUUUCAAGAAAGCCAUCACGAUCUAAUGAAGACUUUUUGUCAAACACAGUCUCUCCUAAAAUACGCCUGCCUUCCCAAGAAACACUUAGCCGGAGCUAUGGCUUCCGGCAGACCCCUGACCGCCAACAGAGGGAGGCUGCUGCUCGUUUAGGGUACGGGAAUGAUUCCCCUCGAUUUUCAACCCCUAGAGGCCCAGCAAAACGUAGCCGACAAAAGGGCACAGGUACUCCAAAUCCCCUGACGUACCAAGUAGAAAUGGAAAUGCAAAUGUCAGGACUUCCCAAACUCAAACUCAAACGCACGGAUUCCAUGAAUGCAGGCGACUUUGUCACAGAUGGAGGUCCUCAAUCAGGAACUCGGAGCCCUGUAGUUGGUGUGAAACCUCAGCUGGAAAGCCCUCUGCCUUUGUUCUCUAGACAUAGAGAUCCUGGAUGCGUUUCACCAUCUCUCUGUGCUCAUGUCACUCCAGCAAAAAGCACACCUGGGAAAGGUGGAGGUGUUCAGACUUACAUCUGCCAGUCCUACACACCUACACGACAUCCUACUGGAACAGUAUCUCCAGUGGCAAUCGCAGAAAGCAUUCCUCUGACUCCUUCACCUCAGAGUUUAGGGAAAGUCACCCCAGAUAACCUGAACAGCUGGCCCCGCAGGAAAAGAGCUCAGAUUGGAGUGUUUGGAGGCCAAGAUCGUGGCGUGAAGGGGGAGCCUCUGUUGGAGGAGUUACUGGAGGAAGCAGAGCUCGGAGUUAGCAGGUUGCAGGACGUUGAGGACGCUGAUGAGUCUUCAAACAACAAAGUCGAAAUGUUAGCUCUGACUUCCAAACAAUCAGCUCCAGUUGGAGCAGAUGCAUCUCCUCUUUCUCCACUGGAGGAUUUGUUGUGGAUGGAAAAGCUGGCUCAUGACUGCACUGCUCCUCAGACAGCUGAAGAAGAAAACAUCUGGGCUUCUGAAAACGGAGAUGGCAAGUCAGUAGCAACUCCUCCCAGCUCGAAGGUGAGAAAGCCAGUGACUGCAAGUGGGAUUUUGGCCCUCACUCAGUCUCCAUUACUGUUCAAGAGCGAAACGGGUUCUGCAAGUAAGAGAACACGAAACUUUAAAGAUGAAUCUGCAACAGGGAAGAGGAUGGAGGUAGAGGGAGCGGACCUCUCUCCCUUCAGCCAACCACUUAAACGCUCAAACACAGGGAAGACCUACAGCAGGAAGAGGCUGCUGCACUGAACCUCAAAACCAUCUGGCAAACAAAGCCAAAAGAGUAUCUAUUCUGUGUCUGACUGUGAGACUGAGCCUUUUGAUGGCAUAUCUGAAAGAUGUGUCCCAUUCAGUCUACUCAGGCAGUACUUCUGACAGCGACAUGUUCAAUUCGCACCAGUCGCUUGUGUUGAAGAUUUCAGGUUAUUGGCUGAUUAAAAUGUGAGUGGAAAAUCUGUGCAGUUUUGCCAUAAUGUUUGAACUGGCCUUUGCAGUUCCAGUUUAUCAUUUAAAAUGCACCAUGUUUCCUGUUUGGAUUUUUCUGAGGCUAAAACUUUGAAAAAAACGUGAAAUUAAAUGUCCUCUUUUUUUUCCAAAAUGUAAUCAAUUUUGCAAUCAAGUCAAAGCUAUCAUUUGUUGAAUACUUUUCAUGUGUAUUUAUUAGCUUGUUUUGUCACAAAUAUGUUUUUAAGUAAAAGGGAAUUCUUAAUGAUUGAUUGAAAUUGUAAAUAUGUGAUAUGUUGCCAAAGUAUUGUAAAUAAAUGUGUUCUUAAUUGUUUGAAUGUCAUUAAAAAUGCUUUUCAUCC